Brenthis ino (lesser marbled fritillary) is the source of this 1143-nucleotide messenger RNA. Lineage: Eukaryota; Metazoa; Arthropoda; Insecta; Lepidoptera; Nymphalidae. The record is from the annotation of a GenBank genome assembly.
AUGGAUUUAUGUGCUUUAGAGGAUAUCAGUGAUGAUGAAGUGUUUUUUGGCGAAAUGUCUUUAAAAGAAGUGAAAAAACAUAUAUUCUUUAAUUCACAUCGUCCGAGUUUACCAUGUACAAAUAAUAGCAAACAAGAAAACAAAGAAGAAAGCUUACAAAUUAUUGAGACUAAUUCGGAGCCUAAUAUAUCAAUAGCUAAAUAUUCUAUUGAAUCUUCAAAUUCAGCGUUAAGUACGGAUUGCGAUGUAGAAUCUACAGACGAUAGUUUUUUAAGACUAGAAAAAAUGGUUUCUGAUAUGUGCAUGUCACCAAAAUCGAGUGAUGAGUUAGACAAUACGUUAGAGGUUGAGUUUAUUUUAAAUAAUGCACCUUUAAAACAUAAUGGCACAAUUAAUGAGCAAUACAAUGAAAAUAAUAAUAUUUCAUUUAAAGUAACUCCGGAUAUUCCUACUGGUGUCAUAAAUAAAUCAACUGAUGAGAAAGAAAAAACAAAAAAUCCUGAUAUAAAGGUUGAUGAUGCUAAAUUAAAUAAAUUGAAUGAAACUCCAAUCAAGUGUAAAUUCGCGAAUAAUCAUAUUGGAAAUAAAAAAACACACUCGGUAUUAACUCCUAUCACAAAACAAAACGAACAUGUUUUUAAAACACCUAAAAAUACAUUAUCUACAAAAAAACAGUUAACAAGUUCAACAAAGAAAACACCUAGUAGAAUAAAUGCAUAUCAACAUAUUGCAAGCCCAGUUGCAUUCUACAUUAAGAAUUGUCCUCAAAUUCCAUUGAUUAAAGAUAUCCAUCUAAAGAAACCUUUGACUACUACCUCCUCCAUUCCUAAAUUGUUAAAAAAAUCAACAGAACCUAAAGUAAGCAAUAAAGAAAAUGUAUCCUUACCUUCAGUUGCCUACAAGAGUGCCAAGAAGACGAAAAUAAUUUCACUACCAGAUGCAGAAAAAUUGCCUUCCAGCCAGUGGGCAAAAAAACUGAGUACUUCAUUCCCAAAACCGACUGUAAUAAAACAUGAUCAUAGAGAAGUUAAUUUUAAUAAAAAACAUGUUACUACCAAGGAGGAGGAUAGUUUUAUUGGUUUACCACUAAAACAAGCAGAUUUGUCUGUUUGUACGAAAAAAUCAGCUUUUCCUAAACUAAUG